AUGGCAUCAGCAGCAGCAUCAAGAGCCAAUCUCGGCGCUUCUGCUGGUAGUGCAAGUGCAAGUGGAAGCGGCGGCACUGGCGCUGGCGCCGGUCCAUCAACCGCACCAUCCUCUUCCUCCAGCAACCCAGCUAAACGCUCAUCAUCAACAACAGCACAGCAACCGCAAGUUUCUCUCCUCGGCACACUUCCACUCCAUCUCGUCCCCGCCCUCCUCCAUCGGAUCGAAACAAGCCUGGCCACUCUUCCGCCAGCACUUCUCUGCGAGAAAGAAACAGUGCUCGCAAGACUCGAUGAUGAAACAUCCGGCGUUCGCGAAACAGGCGACAAUGCUUGGGCCAGCGUAGUCAAAGCACGCAAAGGUGUCAAGCUUCGAGUUCGAGAGAGCCUCAACAGGAUUUACUUGGAAGGAGUAGAAUCCGAAUCAGUAGAAUGUACCCUCUUUCUUCCAUUUCCCAGUUUACCAGAACGACAAUAUCCCAAAGCAUCCCUUAGACCGAGCUACAAUGUUCAGCUUCUUUCCGAUACUCCCAUUCCUCCCGGCCAUAGCGUUGACCAACGCGACCCGUUCGCGGCGGAAGGAGGGGAUACAUUUCCAGGCUUCGACCCGAACAUAUGGCUUGAUACCGACCUCAUCAAUGGCUGGAAAAGCUUCGUCUCUUCGAUAGGCUGGCGUCCACAUUUCACCUUGCUGCGGUACGGUCUCACCUUUGCAUUGAACGAGACUUUGUCACGGCAGUCGUCAACAGCUUCACCAAACCCUCUGAAUCCAUCACAGCGAACAAAACAUACUCUCAACAUGUAUAGGAUCUUCACCCCCGAUCCAACCUCGUAUACGGACGAUUGGGUUCCACUCGAUCCUGAGGGUGCGACGGUGGUGAUUGAACUAACAGCGCUGGUCGGAGGAGAGAUGGAUCAGAGUCACUUUAAUCAAUAUUGUACGCCAGAAGAGGUGGGACCAGCACAGACAGCUGGUGGCUUGCAUCCAAACUCUACCAUCCAAAAUGCCAUCGACUUUGCCGAGUCGGUAGCCAAGAGUUUGAGGGGGUUGGUUGAUUUGCGGAGAGAGCCUCACGAUUGA
This is a messenger RNA of Ustilago hordei, 1080 nucleotides long. RefSeq lists its product as uncharacterized. The record is from RefSeq and is a predicted model, not a curated record. The transcript has a single exon. The coding region runs from base 1 to 1080 and encodes 359 amino acids. Lineage: Eukaryota; Fungi; Basidiomycota; Ustilaginomycetes; Ustilaginales; Ustilaginaceae.